AUGGUCAAAGAGCGGGAGCCCCCGAGGAAUUCUGCUCUUCCCUCCCAAAACAAUAAUAAACCUCAGAAGAGCCAAUUAUCGGAGCCAGUGUUUGGGCAAGCAUCUCUUCUAGGCCCAGCAAAGCAGAGAACGGCAAACCCAUUCAAUAUCCCGAAACCCAAUAGACCGCGCCCAGAGCAUCAUCUACCACCACAACGAACCCAAACUCAACAACAGGGGAAGGAUUCUCGAUCUAGCUAUGCCCAGGCGGGAAUUUCGACAGGAAAUACUUCCUCCUUAGGCAAUGGAUAUCAACGCUACGAUCCCUUCAGGCUCAUGAAGCCAUCAGACUACAGCGGUCUUCGACCGGGGUUCCUUGGCGAUGACAGUGUUGUCGAGAUAGUCAGACCAUCGAAUGCCAUACAGACAACACAACCGGCCGCAAUUCCCAUGUUCUCUUCUCAAGCCAAACCGAAAAUGCCAAAGAAUUUAAGCAAUUUGCAGAAUUUCAUUGAUCUUACGGGCUCAGCCACAAAUGCACAGCAUCACGAGGAAGCAUUUGGUGCUAUGGACGUGUAUAGCUAUGUCGAUGCAGCUAAGGCAAAUGAAAAUAUCAAAGCUCUGCUAGAGGGUGCUUUCGAGGAUGAAAGUGACAAGCCCCGCGCGAGACAACGACGAAAGAAAAUAGAGAGUGGUGUCAAUCAGUUGGCCAUCAAGCUUCAGAAAGUGGAUGUUAGUGAAGCACCGGGCGAUAAGGAAAUGGGAGAGGAAGAGGAAGAGGAAGAGGAAGAAGACGAUGGCACUGUUGAAGGGCUGAAGGUCAAACUUCUUCCUCAUCAAAGGGAAGGGGUUGAAUGGAUGAGAGAUAAAGAAUGCAGCGUGAAAAAAACCCGAGGCGUGAUUCCGAAAGGUGGUAUUCUCGCGGAUGAUAUGGGUCUUGGCAAAACCGUCCAGACGAUCGCGCUGCUACUUACGAAUCCGCGCCACCCAAAAGGAAAGGAGACGACUGACGAGGAUAAAGAGAAAAGCCAAAAGAAGAUCUCUCCAGAAGUUGGGAAAGGAACACUGGUAGUUGCACCACUUGCGCUGAUUAAACAAUGGGAAUCUGAGAUUGAAAGCAAAGUCGAGGCCACCCACCGACUACGUACCUGUAUCUAUCAUGGAACACACCGGACGAAAUACGCCAACAGUCUAUCUCAGUUUGAUGUUGUAAUCACCACAUAUGGGACACUCAGUUCUGAGCAUGCAACCUCCGAAGAGAAGCCUACUGGAUGUUUUGCUAUUUACUGGUACAGAGUCGUCCUUGAUGAAGCUCACACUAUCAAAAACCGCAAUGCCAAAGCAACCCAGGCUGCCUGUUCACUGAAAUCUGAAUAUAGAUGGUGCCUCACUGGCACUCCAACGCAGAAUAAUCUCGACGAGUUACAGAGUUUGAUCAACUUCCUGCGCAUCAAACCUUACAACGACCUUGCGUCAUGGCGUGACCAGAUUACAAAACCACUCAACAACGGACGAGGAGGUUUAGCCAUCCGGCGAUUACAGGUUUAUCUUAAAGCGUUCAUGAAGCGUCGAACGAAGGAUGUCUUGAAAUUGGAUGGAGCAUUAGGUAGUGGAGACCGCGAAGACAGCAACAAUGAAACUAAGGAAUCGCCUAACGGAUUCAAAAUCACUAAUCGCGAAGUAUUGAAAGUUGAGGCAGAUUUCACUCCAUCGGAGCGGGAAUUUUAUUCACGUCUGGAGCAGCGGACGGACAAAACUUUGGAACGAAUGAUUGGGGGCAACAGUAUCAAUUAUGCCAGUGCUUUGGUUCUUCUUCUCCGUCUCCGCCAGGCAUGCAACCAUCCUGAUCUUGUGAAAAGCGACCUUGCUCAGGAUAAAGAUGUGUUGACGGGAAAUUUUGGAGGAAGCCAGUCUAAGAACCCAGUCAAAGAAGAAGACGUUGAUGACAUCGCCAACCUCAUGGGUGGAUUGAGUGUUAUUACGAAAUUGUGCGAUGUUUGUCAGACUGAGUUGAGCGCAAGAGAAGCGAAGAGCGGGACUAGCAGAUGUGUGGAAUGUGAAGCUGAUCUAGAGACUCAAGUUGUUAGCCCGCGGAAGAAGAGGGAUAAGAAAAAGAAGAAGAAGAAAAGUGAGAAGAAACAAGUGAAUGCAGAAGGUAGUGAUUCCUUCCAGGAAAUUUCUCAUAUUGCCCGUCGAGCGAGAUUGCAGAAGCAGCGACGUAUCGUUGGCAGUGAUGAUGAAGAUGGUGAUGAUGGCGAAUGGCUUCUUCCGGAUAAUCAACAACAUGUUGAAAAUUUGGGGAAAGCCGGUGGAACUGAUGACGAGGAUGCUGAAGGGGGCGGAGACUGGUUGUGCUCUGAUGACUCUUACACCGACGAAGACGAAGAUGGGGAAACUAGCGAAAUUCAUGGAAAGUCAAGAGAUGUUAUCAAUCUCGACUCGGACGAGAAGGGGGAGGGAGAGGACGAGGAUGGGACCAACGAUGAAAGCGACGAUGAACCGGAGACUCCGGAUCAUCUUGCCUCAACAAAGAUCCGACAUCUCAUGAAAAUCCUGAAGAAAGAAUCGGGCGACUACAAAUUCAUUGUCUUUUCCUUCUUUACAUCUAUGCUUACUAAGAUUGAACCAUUUCUCAAGGGCGCAAAUAUUGGCUAUGCGCGAUACGAUGGCGCAAUGCGAAAUGAUAUGCGAGAAAACAGUCUGGAUAGGCUACGAACUUCUCCCAAGACUAGGGUGCUUCUUUGCAGUUUGCGUGCCGGGUCGUUGGGGUUGAAUUUGACGGCGGCGAGUCGAGUUGUGAUAUUGGAGCCAUUUUGGAAUCCGUUUGUCGAAGAACAAGCCAUCGAUCGCGUCCAUCGCCUCAACCAAACCAUUGACGUGAAGGUAUACAAACUAACCAUCAGGAAUACUGUCGAAGAGCGCAUAGUCGACCUGCAGGAACACAAGCGUGAACUCGCGAAUGCUACCAUAGAAGGGAAGGCUGCCGCUGGAAAACUCACCAUGAAGGAUAUGAUGGCACUCUUCAGCCAUGAAGCUAGCGCGAGGUACAGUGACGAUGAUCCUAGGCUGGAUCUUUCUAGCAAGACGAGGUUGCUGGGGUCGAGAGAUGACGAUGAUCGGCUGGACUACGGAAGAUCGGGUUCCACGAGCACGUCUGCGUCCCACUCCCAGCCAAGUCGAAGGGCGAUGCCACCGGUUAUGGAGAGAAAAGCUGGUGGUGGGAGUGGUAGACGGCCUCCGCCUGAGAGCUCGGUCUAUGAGCGCAGGUGGUGA
This is a messenger RNA of Paracoccidioides brasiliensis Pb18, 3252 nucleotides long. RefSeq lists its product as uncharacterized. Bases 1 to 3252 code for a protein of 1083 amino acids. The transcript has 2 exons. The record is from RefSeq and is a predicted model, not a curated record. Gene Ontology annotation, cellular component: cytoplasm. Gene Ontology annotation, molecular function: ATP-dependent chromatin remodeler activity; ATP binding.